Messenger RNA from Dendrobium catenatum, 1190 nucleotides. RefSeq names its product E3 ubiquitin-protein ligase SIS3. The record is from RefSeq and is a predicted model, not a curated record. Gene Ontology annotation, biological process: sugar mediated signaling pathway. Lineage: Eukaryota; Viridiplantae; Streptophyta; Magnoliopsida; Asparagales; Orchidaceae. Gene Ontology annotation, molecular function: ubiquitin-protein transferase activity.
GGAUCUUGGCUGGCAACAGCGGUAUGCACGAUUUUACGGCAGGAUUGUGGUUCUUUCAGUUAUUACUCUAAUUCUUUAUCCUUUUCUUUGGGUUUGGACUGUGGUAGGCACAUUAUGGUUCACCAGUGCAAAUAGCUGUUUGCCAGAGCAAGGGCAAAAGUGGGGUUUUCUUAUUUGGUUGGCUUUCAGCUACUGUGGUCUGCUGUGCCUUGCUUGCAUGUCUGUUGGAAAGUGGCUAAUGCGGAGGCAGGCUCACAUGCAUCGUGCUCAACAUGGGAUUCCUAUUUCUGAAUAUGGGGUUCUUGUUGACAUGAUUCGUGUGCCUGGUUGGGCUUUUGAAGCUGCUGGACAGGAACUGAGAGGAAUGAGCCAAGAAACCACAUAUCACCCAGGACUUUAUUUAACAGCUGCCCAGAGAGAGGCUGUUGAGGCACUUAUUCAGGAACUUCCAAAGUUCAGGCUUAAGGCAGUUCCGACAGAUUGCAGCGAAUGCCCUAUCUGCCUUGAAGAAUUUCGGUUGGGGAGUGAGGUACGGGGACUCCCAUGCGCCCACAACUUCCAUGUGGAAUGUAUUGACCAAUGGUUAAGGCUAAAUGUGAGGUGCCCUAGGUGUAGAUGCUCAGUUUUCCCCAAUUUGGACUUGAGUGCCCUCUCAAACCUUCGUUCUGAAUCGGAAAGACCAUCAGCUAGCGAGGAGUUGAUAGCAGCUACUCGCUUUGUAAGAGCAUCACAGCCUGCUGGUCAGAGCUAUCUGCUCCGAUUGCAAGGACUGCUGCGCCCUGUAGGCGCUGAGGGUUCUGUUGGUGGUGGAAGGGCAGUUGAUCAUGGUGCCAGCGUGGUGGACAGUGGUGUGCCUCCAGUCGUUGUUUCAGAAGGUACAGAAACCAUCACUGAUGAUCCCAAUCUGCUUCAUGUUGUGGUCGAUCAGAGUUCCUCAACUUGAACAUUAGCGUUCUGUAACUCCAUUUUUUUUAUAUCUACAUCCUGAACGCUGGAUGUGUGAUAUUUGUUAGAGUUUCUGUCAUGCUCACCAGCUCCUAGAGCAAGGCAUGUUUUCAUGUGUGAGCGCAGCUCUGGAGGCUGCUGAGGAUCACACUUCACGCUUAUUUCUUCAUGUUUGUAUUUCUACAUGUGGAAGUUGUAUAAGAAAUAAUUUGGCAAUGGAAGAAGAUAUGUUCCUUCUUGAUAGA